Messenger RNA from Salvia hispanica, 1948 nucleotides. Its product is annotated as bZIP transcription factor 29-like. The record is from RefSeq and is a predicted model, not a curated record. Gene Ontology annotation, cellular component: nucleus. Lineage: Eukaryota; Viridiplantae; Streptophyta; Magnoliopsida; Lamiales; Lamiaceae. Gene Ontology annotation, molecular function: DNA-binding transcription factor activity. Gene Ontology annotation, biological process: regulation of DNA-templated transcription.
UCGUCAUUUUUUAUGCAAACCCAAAGUUUUUGUCAAUUUUCAUUCACCUUCUCGCGCUCUGUCUAGCUUACCCAUUUUCUUCUUUUUAAAAUUUUUAAUCAUUUUUGUCUUUUUCUAACGUAAUCUCCGCCAUUUUCAGCGGGAUCUCUAUUCAACCCCAUUUGAAUAGCGGUUGUCGUGAAUAAACAUGGAUUUUUUGGCCAUUUAAGUAAUCAGGGUUUUGCUGAAGUAAACUUGAUCUUGGAUAUCUAUUUGGUUGUGGGGAUUAAUUAGGUUGUGUUUCAAGUGAGGAGAGUGAAGCUCAAUUCUUUUGGGAGAAUAGAAUAAAAGGGGGGAAUUGGCGAAGAUUCUGGGUGGUAUCUUGUUGAUUUUGAUGGCUCAGACCAAUCUGAAGCAAUCUCCAAAUCAAAUAUUUGGGACUUCUUCUCACUCGAGGUCUCUAUCUCAGCCGUCAUUCAUGGCGAAUAAUUGCCUACCCCCUUUAAGCCCUUUUCCUCCUAGUGAGCCUUCAUUGGCUUCUCCGAACUCGAGUUUCAAGAACAUGUCGAUGGAGGAAAUGGAUGUCGCCUCGCGAGGGCCUGUAAUGGGUCUCACUUCUCCGAGGGAGAAUCCGUUUCGUGGGAGUGGUCUUCCUCCCCGUAGAGGCCAUCGCCGUUCUAACAGUGAUGUUCCGUUGGGGUUCUCGGAUAUGAUUCAGUCUUCACCUCAGUUGGUCCCCAUAAGCAGCCAGGGAGGUUUAGGCCAAAUGGCGAAUACAAGGGAGAAGUUGGGAAAUGGUAUGCUGGUUGGGGUAAACAAAGUCGAGAUGGAAGAAGUUAAUUAUGCAAAAAGUGAGGACAUGGGUGAAAGAAAGCCUGAGGGAGAGGUUGUGGAUAACUUCUUUCAGUCGCUGAUGGAGAUAGAUCACUCGGAUACUUUGAACUCUUCUGGCGCCCACGGCAGAGAUAGGAACACCCUUGCCAGGGGCACAAAGGUUGCUGGUGGCGAUAGCAACAUUUAUGAAUCUGAAAACUUACAAAAGAAUGCUGCUUCUGCAUCCCAAAUUCGGCAUUUUAGGAGCCUUUCAAUGGAUAGUGGCAUUGGAAGCUUUCAGUUUGGUGACUCGCCACUAAAUUUACAGAACUCUAUAUGUAAUCGGGCAGAUCAGCUCUCGCCUAGCAAUUCACUGAGUGACAACUCAACUGAUAUUAAUUUGGACUUUGGACGUGGUGAAUUUAAUGAAGUUGAGCUGAAAAAGAUAAGGGCGGAUGACAGGCUCUCAGAAAUUGCAGUAUCGGAUCCAAAGCGAGUAAAGAGGAUAUUGGCAAACCGGCAAUCAGCUGCUCGUUCGAAGGAGAGGAAGCUCCGGUACAUGUCUGAAUUGGAACAUAAGGUGCAGACACUGCAAACAGAGGCCACCACGCUUUCAGCUAAAAUUACUAUUGUCCAGAAAGACCAUGCUGAGUUGACUAAUCAGAACAAUGAGUUGAAAUUCCGCAUUCAUGCUAUGGAGCAACAAGCACAUUUGAGAGACGCUCUGCACGAGACGUUGACUGCAGAAGUUCAGCGCUUGAAGUUUGGAAAUAUGGGGCUUAGAGACGAGGGUAGAACUUCUAAUGGCAUGGCACAGCAGGUAGCUAGUACGAAGCAUAACAUGUUCUCUCUGCAGCAUCAGCAGCCCAAUCAAGGACAACGGCUAUCUGCUACAACUUCAGCUGCAACUACAACUUCAUCUGCUCCUACUUCUGAUUAGCCAAGAUCACAUUAUUUGAGUCCCUAAUUCAAUUGGUUAGUUAAAUUACAGUGUCUGGUACUGGAGAUGUUUUCGUAGCGUGGUUUGGUUUAGACCAGUAUAUCAUAUAUAGUCUUUAAUGUUUAUUUAUUAUUUUUAUAUGAGCUUCUUAGAGAAUAAUUAUGUUGGAUUUGUUUUAUUGGUAUAUAUAAAGGUGAAAACUACAGUUUGACUUGA